UUUGUCAUAGUAAAGGAAACGAGGACAGGGUACCAAACGUAUUUAUUUACCGUGAGGUCGCACGUGUCGAUCGUAACUUAUUUUGUUUAAUUAAAGAGGAGAAGUUUUCUUGUUUUUAUGAGUAUGGGCAAGAGAAAACGACAUGUUGCAGACGAAAAUAGUGCUGUUCAGGGGCAGAAGAUUGACGAACCCAGUGAAGUCAUGAAUGACGAGGUGGCAAAGCAAAAUCAUAAAAAGAAAAAGAAAAAGCGUGAUAAAGUUGAUAAAAAUGCUUCUCACGGAUAUGUGGACGCAACAGGCUGUGUUCUGAAAAUGGUAGAAAGCCCAAAAAAGAAACAUAAGAGGUCACAUGAUAAGCUGAAUGGAGAGGAUGCUAGUGCAGAAAUUCUGGAAAGCAAAGUUGAAGAUGUCAAAAAUGCCAAGAAGAAGAAGAAACAUAAGUACAGAGAUAAGGUUGAAACACCAGAGCCGGCUAUCCAAAACAAUGACCACUCUCUGGAUAAUGAAGAAUGUCACAGGAAGACAAAGAAAAAACAUAAAACAGAGUUAACACAAGAGGAAGUACCUGACGUAAAUUCUGAAGACAGUAAAGGUUCCAAAAAGAAGAAGCGGAAACAUAGAGAAAAGACUGAGGAAUCCACUUUCAAUAAAGACAUAGACAAAGUUCAGUUUCAAGAAAUGGUGGUCACUCCAAAGAAGAAAAAGAAGAGGAAACACGAAAAGAUUGAGGAAAUCACACUCAGUGAAGACAUAGAGGAAGUUCAGCUUGGAGAAACAAUAGUCAUUCCAAAGAAGAAAAAGAAAAAGAGGAAACAUGAUAAGACUGAGGAAACGACUGCUAACGAAGAUGCAGACCAACUUCAACAUGAAGAAAAGGUGGCGGUUCCAAAAAAGAAAAAGAAGAGGAAACACAAUAAGGCGAGAUUUUUGAUGCAGGAUGACAGCCCAUUAGAUGAGAAAAAUGAAAAUGUGACAGUGGAGAAGUUGUCUGGAGAUGAAGAUGCUAUCGAUAUGCCUGAAGAGAGGAGCAAAGAUGGCAAGGAGGCAAAGGUAGAAGUCGAUGAUGAAACCAGACAGACGCUGAAACAAGACUGGCAGGACAAGACAUCGCUGAAGAAACUCAGAAUGCAACAGCCCAAGAUGUUUCUCAUCGACAACUUCACCAAUGAUGAAGACCCAAAGAUGACGUUCAAACCAGUUGAAGUACAAGACCUACAAGAUCUGAUUCAGUAUUCAGUGAUGGGCAAUGCUGCCAACACCAACAAAGUCAGGUUCUGCAAGUUGGUGAGACCAGUACUAAUAUCCAAAGUAGCUGUCAUUUUCUUGAAUGGAGUCACAGAUGAACACUUCCAGAAGAACAGAGAAUGCUUCUCCCAUCUCAAUGAAAACUACGACGUGACUGGACAGAUUCUCCGCCUCCCAUCCCAGCAGCAGGAGUCAUUUCUUAAUCAAAUUCUCAACAUCGAAAUCAGUAAAAAGCAGCUGAAGAAAAGAGCCUACUUUGCUAGAAUUCAAGGCGUUCCGUCUGGGCAGUCAAGCACAGGUGGCCCACCCAAGACCACGCCUUUACCAGCCAGGACCGCGCCCUUACGAGCUAGGACCCCACCCUCUGCCACACCCCGCCGCACCCACUACCUACUAAGUGAUGAUGAGAAGGAUAUGUGGAGGUACCCCCAGGCAGAUGACCCAGGGUAUACCCACACCAAACACAGUGAUACAGUGGGUGAUAAGAGCCCCAUCAUCAGUGUGGAUUGCGAAAUGUGUGUGACGAAGAAAGGCAGUGAGCUAACUCGAGUAUCGUUGGUGGAUGAGAAACACCAUGUAUUGUACAAUAGCCUGGUCAAGCCACACAACCCAAUCAUUGACUAUGUCACAAGGUAUAGUGGCAUCACCAAGCAACUACUAGAUCCAGUCACAGUCAGACUUGAAGACGUACAGAGAGAUAUCAUAGCCCUUCUUCCAUCAGAUGCCAUCUUGGUAGGACAGUCUCUGGAAAAUGACCUCAGGGCAUUAAAGUUGUAUCAUCCUCACGUUAUAGACACUAGUAACCUGUUCACAGGCAGCUACAGAGUAGCACUACGCAAACUGGCAUGGAAAUACCUAGGCGUAACAAUCCAGGAGCAAGAAACUGGCCAUGACUCGGUAGAAGACGCCAUAGUGGCACUGAAACUCCUGCAACUGAAGAUGGAGAAAUGGAGUAGCUUAGAGAAGUACACAAGCAAUGGAAGCAAAAAGCAAGGCACAGAGAUUAUCCCUACAGAAAGCAUGUUCAGGUGCGCCCAGUCCUUAGGUAGAGUCAGCAUGUUAAUAGACAGCCUGUCUGUGGCCAAACAGUUCAUGAAGGAUCCAGUGGGCGCCAUACCAUGUCAGAAUGAUUCAGAGGCGUUAAAGAAAACAGUCCAGUCAGUUCCGUAUUCGGACUUCGUCUGUGUUCAGUUUUACAACUUCUCCAAACUGAUGCAAGGGAUUUCACUGGAGGGAGAUGUCGUCAAGGAAACACUCAAACAACUGGACCAAAGAAUCAAGAAGAUCUACAAGACGCUGCCCUUAAAUAGUUUCUUCCUUGUCAUCAUGGCAACGGAUCAAAACAAUUCCAGCAAAAAAGGGAGUGUCGUCAAGGAAUUGCUGGCCCAUGGAAGGUUCUUCACGGGGUUAAAGGUCAAAUAUUGAGGAUUCAGACUUGGAAUUAAAAAUGGCCGAAGUUCUGCGGAAGACUGGAGACCUGUUCUGAGGACAGGUAUCAGCCUCUCAGCUUCAGAGAUUUCAUUGGUUGGUGUACGCUGCGUUGAUUCUUCCUUCACUGUAGACUGGUUCGCCUACCCUACAAAAACACACAAGUGCAGCAACCUGUACCUUUGUGUGUGAGUGCUAAUAUUGAAAGUUCAUAAGAGCAAAAAGCUGGUUUUAAAUUAUGGACGAUCUCUGACUUUAUAUUCAAGAUCAAGUCAGAAUUCAGACCAGCUUCUAAGUUUGAGCAAGUAGGAUCAGGGACCAUUGCUUAAUACUUGUUGACCUGUUUUGCAACGUUAUGUGCCCCUUUGCACUAUUGUAGUGCGAACAUCUCUCAUCAUGUUUGAACAUCAUCACAAAACAUCUUUGUCCUACCUUCCCGGUAUACAUUGUUAUACAUGCACACAGAGGCGGCGAAACUGGGGGGGGGGGGGGGACACCCAAAAAUGUUUCAAAUCUUACCAUGAUCACAUUUCCAAGAGAGAAAAAAAAAUAAAAAGUGAGUCAAUUCCAUUAACAGGACUUGGGGAUCCUUUCUUUUAAGUUGCAAACAAAGGAAAACAACAUCUUUUUAUCCAUUUUAUCACGUUUUUAAUUCUUUAUUAGUAAUAAAAACAGUACACCCUCCUUAGAAUAUCACCACUUCUGAAUGUACUCUAAAUUCUCCAUACUUAUGCAUGUACAAAAUUGAUUACCACAUUACAUACGAAAAGCUGUGAGUUGAAAAGUUACAUACUGUACAAUCUACUUUGGGAGAAUUUGAGACAAAACAAGAACGAUUUUAUUUCUGUGUAAAUUUGAGUGGUGCUAUUAAUUAUUGCUUAAACUAAAAAGACUAGCACAAAUUAUUGUGAAUUUCCAUGAUGAAGGGAAGCUAUACAGUUGGAAAAAUUAAGAAGGUUUCUCAUCCAGAGUUCAAAAUCCUUUUUUUUUUUCAAGAGGAAUGUUUAAGUCGGUUUUCAUUUGUUGGACUUGCUUUUACAUUUUUAAAGAUAUUUCCACAGAAAAUCAUUACAGGUGUUGUUCUUUUCUGACAACAUGGAUUGAGCAGAUGUCAGCUUCAAUAAUUGUUAAUUUUGUGAUGAAGGGUGCUAAAAUUUCUUUCUUGUAGUUUGUUUGACUUUUCUCUGAAAUCUACAGGCAUGACAUUUUGUUGCUGAUGAGCUGCCAUCUUUGUUCGAUUCCCAUGGUUAGUAGCAAAAAUCCACAAGCAGUGAUCACCAUGGCUCGGGCGCCAGCCUAAUUGCCAUCAAGAUGUAUCUGUGAGACUUUUUCUUCAAAUUUGUGAAAGAAAAUUGCCUUGUUUGAAAACUUGACUAUACAUCACCAAGAGAUGAUGAACAAAAGAAAAAACAUUUUAAGGUGCAAAUAUUGAACUUUAAAAAUCAUACAAUAACCAGCUAUUUCUCUGUGAAUAAUUAAAAAACAAUAUUGCUAUCUUCAAA
This is a messenger RNA of Patiria miniata (bat star), 4175 nucleotides long. RefSeq lists its product as uncharacterized. NCBI's taxonomy places the organism in Eukaryota, Metazoa, Echinodermata, Asteroidea, Valvatida, Asterinidae. The coding region runs from base 118 to 2670 and encodes 850 amino acids. The transcript is spliced from 21 exons. The record is from RefSeq and is a predicted model, not a curated record. Gene Ontology annotation, molecular function: exonuclease activity; nucleic acid binding. Gene Ontology annotation, cellular component: nucleus.